UUUUUUUACUUUUCUUUUUGACUACAAGUAUUCAGUAAUCAGAGUUUUACAGAACGAAAACGACGUAAGCUGUAGUCAGAGUUUCAGACUAUGCAAUGGUAUUGUCGCAAUUUAUUUGAACUAUGGUGGUAUUUGGAUACAUGUAAGCUUUAUAAGCCCAAGAGCUCACGCCGUCUAGCUCCACCGCAUUCACCACCCCGAUCCAUGGCUCCAUUGUUUCACAUGGAAGCUCUGCUUCCGAGCUCGAUCUCUCCCAAGCUCAAUUCCAUUCUCCACUCCCACAUCUACCCGCAGGUCGGCCAUGUCUUCCGUGCCCUCGCCAAGUUCAAGUCGCUGCUCCUCGACGUCGUCCGCAAGAAGAGGGCGCCGACGAGAGGCGGCGGCGGCAAGAAGUACGCCAUCGGCUACCGCUCGAGACCGGAGAAGAGCAAGAAGAGGAUCGCCAGCUUCAUGAAGCUGCUGCGCUUCAACUGGGCCGCCGCCGCCGCCGUCACGCCGGCUCGCGCCAAGGAUCUCGAGCUGCACUACCACCCGUACUACUACGACUACGACGACUCGACGUGGAACGUGGUGGUUCCGGCCGACGGCGCGGCGGAGGAGCUGCGCGGCGGCGGCGGCGACGACGGGGAGGACUGCGGGUACCUGUGCUGGCUGGAGGAGGAGACGUCGGCCGGUGCAUUGCCGGCUGCCGGAGAAGGAGAAGACGGCGGCAACGGCAACGGCGACGGCGACGGCAAUGGUGCGGUGAACGAGAUCGACAGGCUCGCGGAGAGGUUCAUCGCGAGGUGCCAUGCCAAGUUCUUGCUGGAGAAGCAGGAGUCGUACCGGAGGUACCAGGAGAUGAUGGCCAGGAGCAUGUGAGUUCCUUUGUCCAUGGAGGAUUCACUGCACAGCUUGGUUUUGUGAAAUAACUCUCUGUAACUUCUGAAUUUGAUCGACGACAUUAUGCAAGUACAAAUGCAGUGUUAGCAGUGGGCAAGUUCAUGUUGCAGCCUGUGCCCUGAAUUGAAUUUAGAGGGUUGCUUUUCGAUCUGGAAGGCAUACUUGCGUUAAUGGUGGGGUAAUGUAAAACUCGAGUUAGGAUAGCCCAAGAAUUUCUGUCCCGAAAAGGCAACAAUUAUCAAUCAGAUUGUAAGUAGUUUGUUACCAUCGCAAUUCACAAGCAGUGAAUUGUUUUUUUUUUCAAGAAAUCAAGCAGUGAAGUGGUCAAGACAAUG
Molecule: messenger RNA, 1217 nt
Organism: Oryza sativa Japonica Group (Japanese rice)
Lineage: Eukaryota; Viridiplantae; Streptophyta; Magnoliopsida; Poales; Poaceae
Source: RefSeq, a predicted model, not a curated record